AUGUUUAGUGCGGAGGGUAGGACGAUGUUGUAUCGGGCUGCGUUGGCGGCUGCUUCGACGCAGUGGGUUUUGAGACGGAGGGAGGUGCCGGGGCGGAGGGGGGUAGCAUCGGCUGGAAGGGACAGCGGUGAGGCUGAGGUGGCUAUUGCUUUGGGCGCUUUGACGGAGGAAGGAGAUGUUCUCGUGACACUUGAGGACGAACGUGAAGCAGCAGCAGCAGUUGCGUCCAACGCAGACUAA
Molecule: messenger RNA, 240 nt
Organism: Recurvomyces mirabilis
Lineage: Eukaryota; Fungi; Ascomycota; Dothideomycetes; Mycosphaerellales; Teratosphaeriaceae
Exons: 1
Coding region: 1-240 (79 amino acids)
Source: RefSeq, a predicted model, not a curated record